AUGGGCGGAUGGAAGUUGGAAACCGGUCGGUUCUUGAUGCUCAUCACCUUCCCAGUCGGCGCAUUUUGGCUUUUCAAUCAACCGACAAUUUUCAAAGAAUUUAUGCGAGGCUACCGAAUCCCAGACAGCAGUGCAGGUGACAAAGCGAUGGCUGAAUUCAAAGAACAACUAUUGGCGAAUAAACGAAAAGAAGAGUACGAGAACUUCUUACGAGAACAAAUGGCUUUCGAAGAAGCGAAGAAAAUUCGGGCUGCCAACAGAAUUUAA
Molecule: messenger RNA, 267 nt
Organism: Caenorhabditis remanei
Lineage: Eukaryota; Metazoa; Nematoda; Chromadorea; Rhabditida; Rhabditidae
Exons: 2
Coding region: 1-267 (88 amino acids)
Biological process (GO): mitochondrial respiratory chain complex IV assembly
Cellular component (GO): mitochondrial inner membrane; mitochondrion
Source: RefSeq, a predicted model, not a curated record